AUGGCGGAACAUGGGCGGGAACCUUCUUCUUAUUGUUCUUCUUCUUCUACUUCUUCUUCUUCUUCUUCUUCUUCAUCUUCUUCUUCUCCCCCUCCUCCUCCUCCUGCGCCUUCUCUUUCUUCUUCUUCUUGUCCUCCUCCUCCACCCUCUUCUUCUUUUACACCUUCUCCACCUCCUCCUCCAUCUUUUCCUCUUCCCCCUUCUUCUUCUUCAUCUCCUCCUCCUUCUCACUGUUCUUGUCUUGCUCCUUCUUCUUCUUCUUCUUCUUCUUCUUCUAGUUGUCUUCCUUCCCCUUCUUCUUCUCCUCCUCUUCUUUCUUCUUGUCCACCUUCCCCUCGUCCUUAUUCUUCUCGUUGUUGUUGUUUGUCUUCUUCUUCUUCUUCUUCUUCUUCUUCUUCUUCUUCUUCUUGUCCUCCUCCUCCUCAUUCUCCUCCUCUUUCACCUUCUCUACUUCCUUCUCCAUCUUUUUCUUCUUGUCCUCUUCCUCCUACAACUUCUUAUCCUCCUCCUCCCCUUCCUCCUUCUCCCCCUCCUCCUUCUUCUUGUCCACCCUCCCCUUCUCCCUCUCCUCCUUUUUCUUCUUCUUCUUUGCGUGACUUACUUCUCCCUCUCUCCUCUUGUUUUUACUCUUCCUCUUACCCUUUGUUCCACUCCUCCCUUUCUCCCUCCACCUCUAUGGAUUUUUUUAAAACUAAUUGUCACGUAUUAUCUAUCUAUCUAUCUAUCUAUCUAUCUAUCUAUCUAUCUAUCUAUCUAAUAUUCACGUAUUAUCUAUCUAUCUUAUAUUUACGUAUUAUUAUAUAUCUAUCAUUCUAUCUAUCUAAUAUUCCCGUAAUAUUCAUCUAUCUAUCUAUCUAUCUAUCUAUCUAUCUAUCUAUCUAUCUAUCUAUCUAUCAAAUAUUCACGUAUUAUCUAUCUAUCUAUCUAUCUAUCUAUCUAUCUAUCUAUCUAUCUAUCUAUUCACGUAUUAUCUAUCUAUCUAUCUAA
Molecule: messenger RNA, 987 nt
Organism: Acanthosepion pharaonis
Lineage: Eukaryota; Metazoa; Mollusca; Cephalopoda; Sepiida; Sepiidae
Source: the annotation of a GenBank genome assembly